GUCAAUCUGUGGCGCGCUGUGUCCCUCGGACACAGCGGAUCACCGAUCAAUGGAAAGAGCCGAAGAUGAGAGCCGGUAAUCGGCAUUCCUCAGAGGGAACAUGUGCACUGAUGAUCAGUGUAGCCCAGCAGUGUCACCUGUCAGUGUCCAUCAGUGCCAGCUGUCAGUGCUCAUCAAUGCCACCUGCCAGUGCCCAUCAGUGCCUCAUCAAUGCCACAUAUCAGUGCCCAUCUGAGUUGCCUUUCAGUGCCACCUAUCAGUGCCGCCAGUCAAUGCCAUAUAUGAGUGCUGCCUUUCAGUGCCCAUCAGUGAUGCCUGUCAAUGCCCAUCAG
Staurois parvus is the source of this 332-nucleotide messenger RNA. The record is from the annotation of a GenBank genome assembly. Lineage: Eukaryota; Metazoa; Chordata; Amphibia; Anura; Ranidae.